Molecule: messenger RNA, 2745 nt
Organism: Saccharomyces cerevisiae S288C
Lineage: Eukaryota; Fungi; Ascomycota; Saccharomycetes; Saccharomycetales; Saccharomycetaceae
Gene: AZF1
Product: Azf1p
Exons: 1
Coding region: 1-2745 (914 amino acids)
Biological process (GO): positive regulation of transcription by RNA polymerase II
Cellular component (GO): cytosol; nucleus
Source: RefSeq, marked reviewed
AUGCCUCCUCCAACUGCACAGUUCAUGGGCCCUACGCAGGCGGGACAAAAUGAAAGCCAAAAUCAAUCAUCAGGCGAAGCUGGGGAGCAAAACCAGGAGCAUGGGCAAGGCCCUACUCCUAUUCUUAAUCAAAGUCAACCGGCUUCUUCUCAACCGCAACAUCAACAACAAAGGAAUGAGUCGAUUUCAUAUUAUACAAAUUUCAACCAGCCACGAUAUUCCACGGACGCCUCUAUCAACUCAUUCUUGAACAUAUCUGAUAACGUACCAGUAACAAGUACAGGAGGACCUAGUUCUGGCGGCGCCUAUUCCAAUCUUCCACGAUUAUCCACUUCAAGUACACAUCAACCGCCAGACCUGUCGCAAAUCGGACGCGGCUUUUCCAUUGUAAACAACCUCUUCCCACAACAACAGCAGCUUCAAAAUCAGCAUCGGCAACAGCAGCAACAACAACAACAGCAGUCGCACCAGCAGCCUCCCUUCAAGACCCCUUCAUUUUCGACGGGAUUAACGGGAAGUUCUUCUCAAUAUCAAUUUUUACCAAGAAAUGAUAAUACUUCGCAGCCACCUUCAAAAAGAAACUCUGUUUAUCUUGGACCUAAUGAUGGGCCUGAUUUUGAAUUUUUCAGUAUGCAGCAGUCACAGCAACCGCAGUUCCAGCCUAGCAGUAGAAGAGAAUCAAACUCUAUGAGACCUCCACUGUUAAUACCUGCAGCAACUACUAAAAGCCAGUCCAAUGGCACCAAUAAUAGUGGGAAUAUGAACACAAAUGCAGAUUAUGAAUCAUUUUUUAAUACUGGUACAAACAACAGUAAUUCUAAUCAGAACCCGUACUUUUUGAGUUCAAGAAAUAAUUCUUUGAAGUUUAAUCCUGAAGAUUUCGAUUUUCAAUUCAAAAGGCGGAAUUCUUUUGUUAGAGGUACUUUGGACCAUAGCAGCCAAAAUGCGUUUAUACCUGAAUCAAGAUUAAACUCACUAUCCGUUAACAACAAAGCUAAUGGUGAUCCUGUCGCGGAUAAUGUUACCAAUAACAUGAAAGGAAAAAGUAAUGAAGUUGACAAUGAUGAUGGCAAUGACAGUAGCAAUAACAAUAACAACAACAACAACAACAACAACAAUGAAAACAACAAUGACAACAAUAAUGAUAAUAACGACAAUAGUAUUAAUUCCGCCACCAGUACUAAUAUCCCAAACCAAGAGGACCAUAGCCUUGCUUCUACCGAUACCACAAGCAAUAGUAGGAAAGAUCUAAAAGAAAUAGAACAAAGACUUCGAAAACAUUUGAAUGAUGAGGAUAAUUACUCUAGUGCUAUAUCAAGACCAUUGGAUAAAAACGACGUAAUUGAAGGCAGUGAGGGAUUGAACAAACAUAUAGACGAGUCUGGUAUGCAACCUAAUAUUAUCAAGAAAAGGAAAAAGGAUGAUUCUACUGUGUACGUCAAGAAUGAGAUGCCCCGUACUGAUCCCCCGAUGAGUAAAGACAAUUCUACUUCUGCUGAAGGAGCAGCAAUGGCAAACUUUUCUGGUAAAGAACCUCCUAUACCUGACAUAAGUUCAGUAAGUGAUGAUGCUACUAACCUGAUAGGUGCAACAAAGGUCGACCAACUAAUGUUGAUUAUUCAAGCAAGAAAGAAAGGUUUCACGGAGAAAGUAAAUACCACUCAAGAUGGAGACUUACUGUUUAACCAAACGAUGGACAUUUUACCACCUAAAAGCGAACUAGUAGGUGGUGUGGAGAAACCAAAAGGCACACAAAAUACACGAGCAGUUAAAAAACAUGAAUGUCCCUAUUGUCAUCGGCUUUUUUCGCAAGCGACUCAUCUGGAGGUUCACGUUCGUUCUCAUAUAGGGUACAAACCAUUCGUUUGUGAUUAUUGUGGCAAACGUUUUACUCAGGGUGGGAACUUAAGAACUCAUGAACGACUACACACAGGUGAAAAACCGUAUUCAUGUGAUAUUUGUGAUAAAAAAUUUUCUAGGAAAGGGAACUUAGCUGCUCACUUGGUUACUCACCAAAAAUUGAAACCAUUUGUUUGCAAGCUUGAAAACUGCAACAAGACCUUCACUCAACUAGGAAAUAUGAAGGCCCAUCAAAAUAGAUUUCAUAAGGAAACAUUAAAUGCCUUAACGGCAAAAUUAGCUGAGAUGAAUCCAUCUGAGAAUAUUCCACUUGAAGAGCGGCAACUUUUGGAGUACUUUGCGUCCAUUUAUAAAAAUUCAAACAGGGGAAUUAAAGGUAGAGGAAAAGGUGUAGGAACCAAAAAAUCAACAAUUUCCUCACCAGAAAACCAUCCUGCGAGCACAAUUUUGAAUCCAAAUACAAAUGCAAAUAAUGCUAUUGCUAAUGAUUCUGAAAAUAACGGCAACCCUGAAGGUAACAUUGACAGCAGUAGUAACAGCAAUCCGGGCUCACAUAGUAUGAUUUCGCCGACGCAAAAAGACAUGGGUACGUUGCAAUCACAAUUUAUCCAAAAUAAUUUUAACAAUUCUGUGAACAGUUCGAAUCCGUCCAACCAACCAAUCAUAAACUACAAUUACACCACACUUCCUCAUUCUAGAUUAGGAAGUAGUAGUUCCAGCAAUACCAACAAUAAUAACAGCAACUUUUCGGUAGGUGCAGCUCCGGGUGUAUUAAUGGCGCCAACCACCAAUAAUGACUUCAGUUUCAACUUGGAUCAAUCUAAUGAUAAUGAAAGAUCUCAACAAGAACAAGUGAGAUUUAAGAACAUUAAUUACAAAAGCUAG